CUCAACGCCAAAGCGUCAGUCAGUGGAUGCAACAAGGGCUAGGGAGGAGAAUAAUUCACCUAGACAAACUACGUCACAAAGAAGUCGUAGAAAUAGUGCUCAGCAGCAACAGACUUAUUCAAUGGAAACCGUACCUGAAGAUGCUCAGCAAAGAAAUUUCGAUGUAUUGUCUAACGAUUCCAGAGGUGAUAAACUAAGAUCUAAUAAUACUGAACCAAGUAAUAGGAAACAAUCAGAAUCGGAGUAUGGUCGCAGCCGAGACAGCAAAGGAAUGAACGGUGAAGAAUAUGAGCCAAAUCACUCUCAAAGACAACGUGAAAAGAUAUGUAAAUGCUCUUAUUAUCCAACGGGGAGGAGUACCCGAAAUAAUCAAAAUUAUUCUUCAUAUCCAGCAAGUAAUACACAAAGCGACUACUAUGAAGUUGAUGCAGAUUAUGAUCGUGUCAACGGCCGAAGCCGCCAGGAGGAUUACAGAAAAGUCCGUGCAUAUAAUACUGAUGUUCCUGAAAGGUACCAGACCGAUCCUAGUAACGUCCGCAGACGAAGCGAUGAUGACAAUCGUCCUAGAACUCCAACAACUGAUAAUUACAGAGAGUAUGAUUCUGAUAUGCCUGAGAGAUUGCAGACUGGUUUAAGAAACGACAGUAGACGAACCGAUGACAAUUAUCGUUCCAGACCCCCAACAAUUGAGAGUUAUAGAGAUAAUCCAGUGUAUAAUUCUGAUACGCGUGAGAGAAUGCAGACUGGUUCAAGAAAUGGCGGUCGACGAACCGAUAGCAAUAAUCGUUCAAGAAAUGAGAUUUAUAGAGAUAUGCCUGAGACCGGAGGAAGAAGGUAUACUUGUUGUUACAGUAAAUACGAUCGUGCUAAAGAAUCAGCAUACAAGUCCCCGGCAUAUAAUAACGAUGUAAUUGACGACGAUGAGUAUAAUGCAUGCGUUAGGCAAUGUUUACCUAAAAAAUAUCAAAGCACUGACUAUAAUCGCAAAGCCUACAACAGUGACAAUGUGCCGGCUGUUGAAGAAAACUUCAGGGGAAAUGGUAAUUCGAAUCUCAAAUAUGAGGCCGAAGAGAAUGGCUAUGAAAGACAGCAGGAAAAUCGAAUCGAUGAGUAUACUGCCUGUAAUUCUGAAUGUCCGGUUCAUCAGGAGAGUUCAAGGUACGCUCGAAAGUAUCAAAAUGAAGAACCGGAAUAUCAGAAUCAACAGGCACCUCAAGUUAAUCUGUAUGUGACUUGCCAUUCCGAAUGUCCAUUUCGCCAGGAGGAUGGGUCCAGGUACCAAGAUUGUCACUCUCUUAAAUAUCAGAUUGAAGAAAAUAACUAUGAAAAUGAUCAGAAUACUCGAGCUGAGGAGUAUGCAGCAAGUCCGUCCAAUCAAUACCAGGAAGACUAUGGAAAAACAUACGAGAACUUUAAUAAUCAAAACGACGCUAAUAUGGAUUGCCAAUGUGAAGAAAGUCUGCUACCUGUGAAUAUCCAGAGCACAGUGGAGCAAAUUACAGAUGAGAUCAAUGUAAUUCGGUACGCUGAUUGUAUACCAGAUGAAUGUCCGGCUUAUCAGGCAAAUAUUGAAAAUCCUGUCGAUGAAAUGCUAGAUUGCGAAUGUCCCACAGACGAGGAAGAACUACAGAAACCAAAAGCCGAGCAACCACAACAAGCUGAUAUGUUUAAGACGAACAUAAUUUGUCAAUGCGAGGCAGCCGUGGAGACUGAUCUAGAUAUGUCAUUAAAGGACAGAUAUACACCACGAAAAGAAAGUGCAUGUGAAUGUCCCGAAGCAGCCGUGAAUGCGACAGUGGUGUCCCAAAACGGGAUUGAGGAGAAAAAUUACAAAUCAAACGACAGGAGUCCGCUAAAUCAAAAGCCCCGACCACCAAAAGUGAACAGAAGAAAGCUUUGUUCAUGCAAGCCGCCUGUUAUAUACAAAAAUAAAAGCCCUAAAUCGCCAAAUGGAGUGUCAAAAGCUGAGACAUCUAAACAAAGAUCUUGCUCACCGGCGGGUACGAAAGCUCGUCCAUCUAGCAAACGUCAAAAUCGUGUGGAGGAUGAUAACAUAAACAAAUUCCAGGGUCUCGGCGGCCAACGAUGCAAUCAAAUUUUUAAGUUGCAUAACGGCGGUAAAACCAUUAGUCUAGGCGCUGAAGAAAACGGCUAUAGUAUACAGGAACAGACAGUUGUCUCUCAACCAUGUGAUGGCAUGUCCAUAGUGUGCUCAUUUUCAGUGCCAGCUGUAUUGGCUGAGAAGACAAUAGAUAUGCUGAGCACUCACAUUGCAAGCAAAGCGCCGCCAGACGUCGACGUAAAGCCUGCAGGCUCACGCAGGAGUUUGCCGGGAGAAAUGCCACCAAAGAAUGGCGCAUCUGGUACUGAGACGUCAAACCCAGGCUGUCGGUAUAGAAGUAAUCCAUUUUUAAAGCUCAACUACGAGAUCUCCAAAGGCAAUAUAAUUGUAUGGCAUCCUCCGGCCCAAGGCUUCCGAGCCUCGAAGAAUUCGUUCAGCAUGAAGGAUUGUAAGAUUGACAAUAGCCAAGCUUCAAAGUUGGAGAAAUCCACCCCGUCAUUAUCAACCAAAUAGAAAUACGAUCAACAAUGCCAACCGAAAGCCCAAUCUAAACAUAACUCUAGUUCCUUUACACAUAUCACAACCACAACCCAACCUUCCAUAAAAUGUUAUUCAACAACUAAAAAAAAAACUGCAUU
Messenger RNA from Drosophila navojoa, 2700 nucleotides. RefSeq lists its product as uncharacterized. The record is from RefSeq and is a predicted model, not a curated record. NCBI's taxonomy places the organism in Eukaryota, Metazoa, Arthropoda, Insecta, Diptera, Drosophilidae.